Messenger RNA from Toxotes jaculatrix (banded archerfish), 1804 nucleotides. It is a transcript of the gene angptl7, whose product is annotated as angiopoietin-like 7. The record is from RefSeq and is a predicted model, not a curated record. NCBI's taxonomy places the organism in Eukaryota, Metazoa, Chordata, Actinopteri, Toxotidae. The coding region runs from base 170 to 1189 and encodes 339 amino acids. The transcript is spliced from 5 exons.
CAGAGCCUGGGUGACGGAGAGCUCCAACUCAACUGGUCAGCCAAAGCUUGAGUCCAUUUAAUAUUUCUAGCAAAGAUCUUCUACAGGGACUGACUACUUCUGAACGACAAAGGCAAUCAAAGACACCUGAGAUUGUGUAGAGUAUCUAGAGCAUUUGUAUAGGAAAAAAAUGGCAAAAGCAAACAUUAGCAUAGUGGCUCUGGGGGUCACACUGCUCCUGUUAGCAGAAACAUGGGCUCUGAGCCCCAAGAAGAGAGCAACUCCAAAGCCUGCUAAGGCUCAGUGCUGCGAUGAGGUGCGCUCUCUCAAGGUUCAGGUGGCCAAUCUGACCAGUCUCCUCGAGGAGCUGAGUCGCAAGCAGGAGGCAGACAUGAUGAAUGUUAGGAGGCAAAUACUGGAGCUUGACAAGCAGAACCGGCUGCAAGAAGCACGGGUCACGGAGGCAGAGAGCAAGUACUCAGAGAUCAACAACCGUGUGGAGAUCAUGCAGCUACAAACCGUGCAGUCUGCUCCUCAGACCUCAUCAGAUGCCAUAUAUGACUGUGCAUCACUCUACAGCAAGAACUACAAGAUCUCUGGCGAGUACAAACUGCCUAAAGAUGAGUUUCUGGGUACACCUGAGCUGAGCGUCUUCUGUGAUAUGGAGACAAAUGGAGGUGGUUGGACUCUGAUCCAAAGGCGCAAGGUCGGCCUGACAUCAUUCAAUCGUGACUGGAAGCAGUACAAAAGUGGAUUUGGAUCCAUCCGUGGAGACUUCUGGCUGGGCAAUGACCACAUCUUCCGUCUAACAAGGCAGCCCACUGUGCUCAGGAUUGAGAUGGAGGACUGGGUAGGAGAGAAACGCUAUGCUGAGUAUGGCUUUUUCACAGUGGGUAAUGAGCUCAACAGCUACAAGCUCUUCCUUGCCAACUACAGUGGGAAUGCUGGAGAUUCCCUGCGCUACCACAACAACACCAACUUCAGCACCAUGAACAAGGACAAUGAUAAAUGUGUGGAUGACUGUGCAUCCCUGCGCAAAGGUGGUUACUGGUACAACUGCUGCACUGACUCAAACCUGAAUGGUGUUUUCUACCGUUAUGGUGAGCACACAAGGAACACAGAUGGGAUCACUUGGUAUGGCUGGCAUGGGCCCAACUACUCCCUCAAGAAAGUGGAGAUGAAGGUCCGGCCAGUGGGCUUUCAACCAUGAGUGCUGCAACUGUGUGUCCUGGAUCUUGAUCAUGAGCAUGAAUGCUGAGAGAUUUCACUAAUACCUGUUCAACCAAAUUGUAGCCUUCCCUUGACUGAGAAAGGAAUGAUAAAGUUGUUUGUGAUAGCCUGGUUAAGUUUCAGUCAGAUGAAUGUGUAAUGUUUCUGCCGUGUUUGAUUGUAAAUUGUAGUUCUUUUUGUGUAUUUAUCAGUAAAAAUAUUUUAUUUUUUAAAAGCUUUGAUAGAUGCUUUUUACCACUGUCCCGUAUGGGUAACUAGAUUUUGAUUUCUUCUAUUACUUGUCUUGAAAGCACUAGGAUGUAUUUUUUAGUUAACACAAGCUGUUAUAUAUAUGUAUGUAUGGAAAGUCACAAUAAUCAGUCCAGACUGGUCUGGUUCAGGCUGAAAUCAUUAAGAACUGAUAGGAACUUUUUAAAGUAAAAGGAUCUUUGUGAGUUGCUGGAAUGGGACCAAACAGCAAAGGUAUUUCCUUUGAAUUACGCUGCAUUUCAUUGUAAAACCCUAACCAUUGAUGAUGGAAAUGUGUAAUUUGUAAAAUGUGUACAGCUCUGUAAUUAUGUUGUUUUAUGUGAUAGAAAAUAAACAUAUUUUUUAA